AAGUGUUCUUGUUCUCUGUAAAUAAUAUGUGCGUUAAUGGAAAUAGCAAAGAAACCGGAAUUUAAAGAUCGUGUUUUACAGUUUUCACUUGUUAGUGAAUAUUGUCAGAGUAAAUGUCAAAAUGAAGGUGCCAUGCGUAAUAGUGGUUCUGUUCAUUUGCUUCAAAGGAGUUGUAGGCGAAAACUGUGGCAGUCUCAAUUAUUCUCAGCCCGCUUUUAAAUGGAGAAAUGUUACAAUAAUCUACAAGCCAUUCAGUUUUUCGGCUACUGAAAAGCCACUCAUUUUCUACAAUGAUGGCAAACAAUGGACACCUGUUCCAUCAGCCAUUAUGUAUAAUUCAACGUUGAGUGUCUUUACCACGGUGCUUGACACAAAUCUUCUGAAAACUUGGAAUCCAUACGUGUUUGCAAGAUACCGUUCAUGCAUCAGUCAAAUGAUUCUCGACUUACAAGUAAAACCUGAGAUCCCAGUGCUUAACGUACCUAUUUUGCGAGAGGGAAGUCCAGCAAAUAUCACGUGCAUUUCAAGAGGAGGGAGACCCGCCGCAAACUUAAGUCUCUGGUUGGAUGGAAAGAAUGCAUCAGUAGACCAUUUAAAGACUUACAACAAGUCGACAAGAACAUACACAACAACUAUUACCCUUAAGGACCCUGCCAGAAAAGAUUGGAAUGGAAAAUAUGUGUCCUGUUUAUCAUCUUCACCGCUAUUUGGGGUAAAAGAAACACAACGAAAGACAAUAAAUUGCAAAUAUCCACCAUCGACAAUGGCAAUGAUUGCACCAAAUAUACCGAGAUAUUUGCAGGACAACUAUUCUUUCAAAUUCAGUUGCCUAACGGACACAUACAAUGACUUUUGCUGGAUUUCCUGGACAAAAGAUGGCCAACUACUUUAUGCAAACGGAGACGAGACAGGCAGAAUGCAUGACUCGUCUGAAAUGGCGUUUGUGAAUGUCAGUAAAGAAAUCAAUGGUCAAUCUAUAACCUGCAACGUCAUUUGCCUCAACUUUGAUGUUCAACUAUCCAAGUCACAUGUGGUCCAAGUACCAUAUCAACCGAGUGUUCGCUUGUCGGUUAAAGACGAAGUAUUGCUUAAUGCUCAUGCCACAACCAAUGUAACUUGCACGGCAAACAGCUUACUUGCGAAUAUUGUUUGGUCUGUUUACGGAGACACACAACUCAUCGUUUGCAAUAAGUCACAGGAAUGUGAGAUUAAUAUAUUCCCAUUGGACACAAAUGAACACAGAAACUACACGUGUACAGCUUAUUUCGAAUCUGGAAACUAUAGCUUAAGUACGAGCAGCUCAUUUGUUGCAGUUGGAAGAGCUUCGACGCGUUGCAAAGAUAAAGCAAUAGAGGGGAUUGCCGUUGGUUUGAGCGUUUUUAUUGCGGUGGUUAUUAUUUCAAUGGCCAUUGUGUUCGCCAGAAAACGGAUUUUGAAAGUGAAUCAUCACGAAAAUCCAAUUGAACCUCAACCUGCCCAAUAUGCCAACGUGCAGGAAUAUGAAAAUUAGAAAUGAACGAAGUCGUCCCGUACUCCCAAAUUGACCAAAUCAGGACAGAGGGAUGUACAGCGAAGGUGUCAAAUAGCAACCCAGUCUAUGAAGAUGUAGGCAAAGAACAUUUGAAUACAGCCAGCAAGUAAAAGAGAAGAGGUAGGCCGCCAACUCCUACAGAAUAUAUUGACGUUGAUUUUGUCAGAAAAAGGGUGUAUCAAAGAUGGAUAAUAUGAAUGAACGUCAGGGAAGAUACCUCCACAUACCAUGAAUGAAUGUCAGGGAAGAUAGCUUACUCUAUACACCAUGAAUGAAUGUCAGGGGAGAUACCUCCACUCACCAUGAAUGAAUGUCAAAGAAGAUACCUCCACACACCAUAGAUGAAUGUCAGGGAAGAUAACUUACUCUAUACACCAUGAAUGAAUGUCAGGGGAGAUAACUCCACAAACCAUGAAUGAAUUUCAGGGAAGGCAACUCCACACAUCAUGAAUGAAUGUCAGGGAAGAUAACUCCACACAUGUGACCAUGACUGAAAGUUUGAUGUAAUAAAUGCAAAACAUUUCUGAAAAAUGAAACAGUGAAUAGAAUUGAUUAUUUACAAAUAAGUUUUCAUUCCAAAUAUAUAUCAAUCUUAGAUAUUGCAUCUGUUAUAUUUCAUUCUAAACAUUUAGGCUAUUUAUACUUUGCGGAACGGAACGAAACGGAACGGAACAAACAUUGAGGCACCACACGGGGCACAGCAUUUUUUUUACUAAUAUGUAAAUAUAUUAAAUAAUAAUAAUGAUAUAUUGAAACUGCCUAGCGAACAGUCGAUCAAGGGCUUUUUCGAACUGAACCAUCUGAAAACCCACUUCUAAAUGGAUAUUAAAAUCUUCGGGACUGCAAACAGUUGUUCCGUUUCGUUCCGCAAAGUAUAAAUAUCCCAUAGAAUAAUGAUAUUUAGCGGAACGGAACGGAACAAGAUUUAUUUUUUCUUGUCAAUGGAAUUUUUCAUCCUGGUAUAUUACAGGUACACGAAUUUAUUACAUGCAACCUAGCUGUUUUAAAAAACUAUGUUCUUGACUUAGUCAAUAUAGGAAAUCCUAUCGCCAUAAAAUUUAUAUAUUUAAAUGUUUUGCACUUGUUGCAGUAAUUUAAUAUUUAUUAUUCAUAUAAACUGACGAAUGAAAAAAAAAUGAGUAGACAAUCUAAAUAUUUUUGGCGAUAUCAGGACCUCUUUAAUAUGUAUCGAA
Molecule: messenger RNA, 2724 nt
Organism: Mya arenaria
Lineage: Eukaryota; Metazoa; Mollusca; Bivalvia; Myida; Myidae
Product: cell adhesion molecule 4-like
Exons: 10
Coding region: 122-1510 (462 amino acids)
Biological process (GO): cell-cell adhesion
Cellular component (GO): cell-cell junction
Molecular function (GO): cell adhesion molecule binding
Source: RefSeq, a predicted model, not a curated record